Molecule: messenger RNA, 1425 nt
Organism: Cottoperca gobio
Lineage: Eukaryota; Metazoa; Chordata; Actinopteri; Perciformes; Bovichtidae
Product: D-threo-3-hydroxyaspartate dehydratase
Exons: 10
Coding region: 75-1214 (379 amino acids)
Biological process (GO): D-serine catabolic process
Molecular function (GO): D-serine ammonia-lyase activity
Source: RefSeq, a predicted model, not a curated record
CCGAGGUUUGGCUACUCAAGGACACCGUAAGAGUCACGUGACCACAAAAUCUUGCAUGUCGACGAGAUAUUAGAAUGACUGCUGUCAAACGUGCUGCCAGUAUGGAGGGAGAGGCCUUCUCCACCCUGUGUACCCCUGCUCUGGUGGUGGAUGUGGAUGGAGUGAAGAGAAAUGCCCAGAGGAUGAUCGAGCGCUGUCAGAAUUUGGGAGUCCAGCUACGGCCACACAUGAAGACCCACAAAACCCUCGAGUGUGCUGAUAUAAUGACGGGUGGAUCCCGGAGGUGCAUUGUGGUCUCUACCCUGCCAGAGGCCUGCUUCUAUGCUGACCAUGGAUUUGAUGACAUCCUCUAUGCAUACUCUCUUCCCUUUGAUAAGGUGGAGCGCUGUGCAGCCCUGUCAGAGAGGUUAGAUCUCUUCCAGGUUUUACUGGAUCAUCCUCACGCUCUGGAUCAGCUCAAAAAGAGACCACUGAGAGACGGUCGGCUGUGGCACAUCUGGCUCAAACUCGACUGUGGCAACGGGAGAGCUGGUGUCCUGCACUCAGAGCCUGAGGCGCUCACAUUGGCUCAGGCCAUCUGCGAGACAGAGGGCGUGGAGCUAACAGGAGUGUACGCACACUGCGGGAACAGCUACAACUGCAAAGGAGUGGAGGAAAUACAGACUGUCGCCCAGGAAACCACCGACUUUACUCUGCAGUUCAUGGAAAAACUUAGGACUGUUGGCAUCACCUGUAAGUCCAGCAUUGGUUCCACCCCUUCCUGUAGCCACCCGGUCAAAGACAUGGCACAACUCAGCGAGGUGCAUCCUGGGAACUAUGGCUUCUAUGACGUGCAGCAGACUGUGAUUGGCUCAUGCAGUCUGGAGGAUGUGGCUGUGAGGGUUCUGACGAGAGUCAUCGGACACUGUCCUCACAGGAACCAGCUCCUGAUCGACUGUGGAUGGAGUGGACUCAGUCUAGACGGAGCUGGAAAACUUCCCACUGGAUAUGCUGUGAUUGAAGGACACCCAAACCUCAAGUUGUUGUCUAUGACCCAGGAGCAUGGUAGAGUGGAGCCCAUCUCAGGACCGCUGGACUACAGCAAAUACCCCCUGGGCGCUCUGCUCGCACUGAUCCCCUACCAUUCGUGUGCAAGUGCAGCGAUGCAUCCCGUGUACCAUGUGCACUCUGAGGGCCGUCUGCUGGGGAAGUGGAUACCGACACGUGGGUGGUGAACAGCUGCCGACUGUUCACUCAUGUCACCUGUAAUCAGUCCCAAAAUAUAAGUGUAGAGGUUUUCCAAAACCACUGAUUAAGUAACAUGUAGAACUUUUUGUAGACCUAUUCCCCAAAUGUUUUAAGUGAAGCAAUUUGUGGAAGAAAAUGUAGGAAAAAAUACAUGCAUCUGUGCUUUUAAAUGAUUAAAUAAAUAAAAAGUUUUAGGAC